AUGGCGUCAGGUCACAAUGACCCGAAGCUUCUCUACGCCAUCCAGGGCGUGUCUGCCUACCAUCUCGCUUAUGGUAGGGAGGAACCAUUGACGCCUGGCGGCCCCCAGACAUUGUCGCUCUUGAUGGUCCCAACCUCUUCUCCAUUUGCAGACCCCUCGACCUUCGACGCGCAAGCCGAUGCGCCAGCCGAAGACUUCUAUCUCCAUCUCCACCUGCCACCGGAGCUUGAUAUCCCUCUCCCCGCUACCACCCAGAUUUAUCACCAACCUCCCAGGAGCUACCUGAUUCCUCGAUGGGAUCUCGGCCCCGACAGCGGCGCCUUCACUCGCCUCGAAUUUCCCGCUGUAGGAAGUCGUCCUGGUCUCCAGGAAGACGUAGAUACGUUUGAGACAAUCCUGGCGCAAUGCACUGCCUUCCUUGAAAGAGCCCCCCCGCCCAAGGCUGCCAAGAUGCGCGAUGAGAAGCCGUCGCCCUCUCCGGCAACAGGAUCCAAACGCUCCGCAACAGCUUCCGGGUCCAAAUCAAAACCUGUGACCGAGGAGCAGCUUCCCGCCUACAACCCCGCGUCUUAUAAACCCGGCGAGGGAUAUGUCAAGGGCAGUCACAGCUCCGCACACGCCGGUCAGAUUGUGCUUAUCGACGAAGAUGAUGGAAGCAUUAUCGGCGAGUUGUCAGAUGGAUUUCAAAUUGUCGACUCUGGUGUUAAACCCGGAUCCAAGGACCCUGUCGAAAUCACGCUGCCUAGUGAGGGAAACCAGCUGGCCGUGGUACCAGCGUCGGCAGAAACACUCGAGCUGGAGUUACAUCCAGCUUACCAAAAGUCGUUUAUCGUGUCCAAGGCCGCGUAUGCGUCCAGGCUCAUAAUCACAACAUCUGAUUUCGUAACCAACGCCAUGCAAAGCGGGUCGGACAGCUUUACAAAGAACACGAAGGCUUCAAAUAAGCCUUUGACCUUUACGCCGGCUACGCACGAACGAGUGCGUCGGAUCGGUAAAUUCUCUGGGGGGGUAGCAGAAAUGUCAUCCAAAACAGUCGGACAGGUAACCAAGGUGGCCCAGAACCUCGGCGCUCAUCUGGCGGGACGAGGCUAUAAAGACAGGAGCGGGAAAAAGGGAUAUAGCCCCGACGGCCAACCUUUAGAUAACUUCAAACCGGGUCUCCUCAACAAAAGCUUGAUGGCUUUCACGACGGUAGCGGAUGGAAUUGAUCAUGCGACUAGAAGUCUCCUCACUUCGGCCUCUACUUCGGCCACGACUAUGGUGACACAUCGAUGGGGUGAUGAAGCAGGGGAACUUUCCAAGCAUCUCGGCGGCAGUGUAAAGAAUGUCGGGCUUGUCUACGUGGAUGUUACAGGCGUGUCUCGAAAAGCCAUCAUCAAAGCAGUUGGGAAAGGAAUGGUUGUUGGAAAAGUCAAGAUUGGCAAUGGCCAGACCGCUGAUGUUGUAGUUGGCGAUGAUGCCAGGCCCACAGCGCCGGUGCGCAGUACAAGUGGCUCGAUACGCAAGGACUCGGCAAGCAUCAGUGGUGCGUCCACAAGAACAUCACCAAAAUAG
Messenger RNA from Xylaria bambusicola, 1554 nucleotides. Its product is annotated as senescence-associated protein-domain-containing protein. Gene Ontology annotation, cellular component: plasma membrane. Bases 1 to 1554 code for a protein of 517 amino acids. Lineage: Eukaryota; Fungi; Ascomycota; Sordariomycetes; Xylariales; Xylariaceae. Gene Ontology annotation, biological process: cell division. The transcript is spliced from 3 exons. The record is from RefSeq and is a predicted model, not a curated record.